Aspergillus ruber CBS 135680 is the source of this 1113-nucleotide messenger RNA. Its product is annotated as class I SAM-dependent methyltransferase. The transcript is spliced from 2 exons. The record is from RefSeq and is a predicted model, not a curated record. The coding region runs from base 1 to 1113 and encodes 370 amino acids. Lineage: Eukaryota; Fungi; Ascomycota; Eurotiomycetes; Eurotiales; Aspergillaceae. Gene Ontology annotation, molecular function: methyltransferase activity.
AUGUUCGCCAACGGUUCUGCGGGAAAGCGUCCUCCCACCGUGGCUUCUCCGCCUAACCAUCCUAGUUCCCAGUCCUCCAGUGAUAUGGGCAGAUCCAGACAUAAUUCCGAUGCCAUGGACAUCUAUACUAUCACCGAUCGAGACCCUACUGAAAGAGAACAUGCCAACGGGCGUUGGGGAAGCAAUGCAUCGCCCAGUGUGGCUUCUCCCAGUAACCACAGCCCCGAGAAAUCCCAGUUCCACGAGGAAAAUGGACGGACGUACCAUGGAUACCGCAGGGGUGUCUACAUGCUCCCAUGCGACGAACAGGAACAAGAUCGACUCGACAUCUUCCACAAACUCUUUACUGUUGCGAGGGUGUCGGACGGAUUGAUCUAUGCGCCCCAUCCUCAAAAUGGCCGUUUUCUCGACUUGGGCUGCGGAACCGGCAUUUGGGCCAUUGAUGUGGCCGAUAAGUACCCGCAGGCCUUCGUCCUAGGGGUGGAUUUGGCUCCCAUCCAGCCACCCAACAUUGAGAGGAAGAACUGCGAUUUCUACGCCCCGUUUGAUUUUGAAAGCCCCUGGGCCUUGGGCGAGGAUUAUUGGGAUUUCAUCCAUAUGCAGAUGGGCUGUGGCAGUAUCGCUCACUGGCCCAGUCUUUACCAGAGGAUCUUCGCCCAUCUCCGUCCUGGUGCGUGGUUCGAGCAAGUCGAGAUUGAUUUCGAGCCCCGAUGUGACGAUCGUUCCCUUGACGACUCCGCACUGCGUCGCUGGUAUCAGUCCUUGAAACAGGCAACGGAACAGUCAGCGCGGCCCAUAGCGCACAGCGCGCGCGACACUAUACGGAACCUACAGGAAGCCGGGUUUACCGACAUUGAUCACCAAAUGGUCGGUCUACCUCUAAAUCCUUGGCAUCAGGACCAGCACGAGCGAAAAGUAGCCAAGUGGUACAAUUUAGCCAUCUCGGAAAGCAUCGAGACGCUCAGCUUGGCUCCUUUCAGGCGUGUCUUUGGCUGGCCCAUUGAGGACAUCAAGCGAAUCGCCGCGGAAGUCAAAUCAGAAGCGUUUAACAAGGAGAUCCAUUCUUACAACAUCUUGCAUAUAUAUCAAGCGCGCAAACCCGAGGCUAAAUAA